GCUGAGCCCCGCCGAGCAGCGGCAGCGGCGCUGGGCAGAGGGGUUCGCUGGCCGCCGCCGCGCUCAUUGUUCGGAGAGGGACAAGCCACGCUGUGAGCAUGUGGAUCCCUACAGAGCACGAGAAAUACGGCGUGGUGAUAGCCAGUUUUCGAGGAACAGUCCCACAUGGCUUAUCAUUGGAGAUUGGAGACACAGUUCAAAUACUAGAAAAAUGUGAUGGCUGGUACAGAGGAUUUGCCUUAAAAAACCCAAAUAUCAAGGGUAUAUUUCCAUCCAACUAUAUCCACCUGAAAAAUGCAUGUGUUAAGAACAAAGGGCAGUUUGAAAUGGUUAUUCCAACAGAAGACUCCGUUAUCACAGAGAUGACAUCAACUUUAAGAGACUGGGGGACCAUGUGGAAACAACUUUAUGUGAGAAAUGAAGGGGAUCUUUUUCAUCGACUAUGGCACAUAAUGAAUGAAAUCCUGGACCUGAGAAGGCAGGUGCUUGUUGGCCAUCUCACCCAUGACCGGAUGAAGGAUGUAAAACGGCAUAUCACUGCUCGCCUAGAUUGGGGCAAUGAGCAAUUGGGGCUAGACUUGGUUCCAAGAAAAGAAUAUGCUAUGGUGGAUCCUGACGAGAUCAGUAUUACAGAACUCUAUAGGCUGAUGGAGCAUCGUCAUCGAAAGAAAGACACUCCUAUCCCAGCAAGCAGCCACCAUCUUUUUGUGCAGAUGAAGAGUCUGAUGUGCUCCAAUCUGGGAGAGGAACUGGAAGUCAUCUUCUCACUGUUUGAUAGUAAAGAGAAUCGACCAAUCAGCGAGAGGUUUUUUUUAAGACUGAAUAGGAAUGGUUUGCCAAAAUGUCCAGAGAAGCCAGAAAGACAUUGUUCUCUCUUUGUGGAUUUGAGUAGCAGUGAACUCAGGAAGGACAUCUACAUCACUGUGCACAUUAUCCGCAUAGGCCGAAUGGGAGCUGGAGAAAAGAAAAAUGCUUGCAACGUACAGUACCGACGGCCCUUUGGCUGUGCAGUCCUCAGCAUUGCAGAUCUACUGGCAGGAGACUCAAAGGAUGACCUUAUCUUAAAAGUAUAUAUGUGCAACACAGAGAGUGAUUGGUAUCAGAUCCAUGAAAACAUCAUCAAAAAGCUAAAUGUUCGUUACAACUUGACAGGCUCCAAUGCUGGUCUGGCAGUUUCUCUUCAACUGUUUCAUGACAUUGAACAAAUUAGAAGAGAUUACACAUCCAGUUACUCAUGGGUAUCGAUAACAAGGAAGCUGGGUUUUCCAUAUUAUCAUGCUGUAGGCGAAAUGAGGAAUGAUUUAUACAUCACUAUAGAAAGAGGAGAAUUUGAAAAAGGAGGAAAAAGUGUGGCCAGAAACGUGGAAGUGAUGAUGCACAUUGUGGACAGUGGUGGCCAAAUUUUAAAGGAUUUUAUCUCCUUUGGCUCUGGAGAACCGCCAGCUAGCAAGUUCCAUUCCUUUGUGCUUUAUCACAACAACAGUCCCAGAUGGGCUGAGCUUCUGAAACUUCCUAUUCCUGUGGAUAAGUUCAGGGGAGCACACAUCCGCUUCGAAUUUCGGCAUUGUUCUACAAAAGAAAAGGGCGAGAAGAAAUUGUUUGGCUUUUCUUUCGUGCCCCUGAUGCAGGAAAAUGGGAGGACAUUGCCAGAUGGCACUCAUGAACUCAUUGUGCACAAGUGUGAAGAAAACACAAACCUUCAGGAUUCAAGUCGCUACCUCAAACUCCCCUUUUCAAAGGGAAUUCUCCUAGGGAAUAACCACCAAGCAAUAAAAAUUACUAAAGAGUCUUUCUGGAUUACGUCUUUUCUCUGCUCCACUAAACUCACGCAAAAUGGGGAUAUGCUUGACCUUCUUAAGUGGAGAGCUCACCCAGACAAAAUUGCAGGCUGCCUCACAAAACUAAAAGAAAUCGAUGGUUCAGAAAUAGUAAAGUUUCUUCAAGACACACUGGAUACUUUAUUUGGCAUUUUAGAUGAAAAUUCCCAAAAAUAUGGGUCAAAAGUAUUUGAUUCUUUGGUUCACAUAAUAAAUUUGCUGCAGGACAGCAAGUUUCAUCAUUUUAAGCCAGUAAUGGACACUUACAUUGAAAGUCAUUUUGCAGGUGCACUUGCAUACAGAGAUCUUAUAAAAGUAUUUAAGUGGCAUGUUGAUCGAGUAACAGACAUGGAGAUACAGGAGCAUAUCCAUGAAGUGUUAAAGGCACAAGAAUAUAUCUUUAAAUAUAUAGUUCAGUCCCGGAGGCUCUUCUCACUUGCCACUGGUGGACAAAAUGAGGAGGAAUUUCGCUGCUGUAUUCAAGAGCUGCUUAUGUCAAUACGAUUUUUCCUUUCCCAAGAGAGUAAAGGGGCUAGCGCUUUAUCUCAAUCACAAGCUGUGUUUCUCUGCUCCUUCCCGGCUGUAUACUCUGAGCUGCUGAAGCUCUUUGAUGUGCGAGAGGUGGCAAAUUUGGUGCAUGAUACUCUCGGCAGCUUGCCAACCAUCAUGCAUGUGGAUGAAUCCCUUCAAGCUGUUAAACUGCAGUGCAUUGGUAAAACAGUGGAAAGUCAACUAUACACUAAUCCAGAUUCCAGAUAUAUUCUUCUUCCAGUAGUUUUACAUCACCUCCACAUGCAUUUACAAGAGCAGAAGGAUCUUACAAUGUGUGCACGUAUCCUUAGCAACAUAUUUUGUUUCAUAAAGAAAAAUAGCUCAGAAAAAUCCAUCUUGGAAGAAAUAGAUGUGAUUGUGAACAGCCUGCUAGAUAUACUGCUGAGAACCAUAUUAGAGAUCACAAGCAGACCUCAGCCAUCAGGGUCUGCGAUGCACCUGCAGUUUCAAGAUGUGACUGGGGAAUUUGUUUCCUGUCUCUUGUCACUAUUACGACAAAUGACAGACGGACAUUACCAGCAACUUCUUGAUAGAUUCAACACAAAGGAUGAGCUGAGAGAUUUCCUGCUGCAAAUUUUUACUGUGUUUCGAAUACUCAUACGACCUGAGAUGUUUCCAAAAGACUGGACUGUGAUGCGUUUGGUUGCUAACAAUGUUAUUAUUACAACAGUCCUGUAUCUUUCGGAUGCCCUUCGUAAGAACUUCCUAAAUGAAAACUUUGAUUAUAAGAUCUGGGAUUCCUACUUCUACCUUGCUGUCAUUUUUAUAAACCAAUUAUGUCUGCAACUGGAGAUGUUCACACCUUCCAAGAAGAAAAAGGUGUUGGAAAAAUAUGGUGACAUGCGGGUAACAAUGGGAUGUGAAAUCUUCAGCAUGUGGCAAAAUUUAGGGGAACAUAAACUUCACUUCAUCCCAGCUCUCAUUGGCCCCUUCCUAGAAGUGACUCUGAUACCUCAACCUGACCUGCGGAAUGUAAUGAUCCCCAUUUUCCAUGACAUUAUGGAUUGGGAACAAAGGCGCAGUGGCAAUUUCAAACAGGUGGAGGCGAAACUGAUUGACAAAUUGGAUAGCUUGAUGUCAGAAGGCAAAGGUGACGAAACGUACCGAGAGCUCUUCAACAGCAUAAUUCCACUCUUUGGUCCCUAUCCUAGCCUCCUGAAGAAAAUUGAGCGGGAAACGUGGAGAGAAAGUGGUGUUUCAUUAAUUGCCACUGUAACUCGACUAAUGGAAAGGUUACUGGACUACAGGGACUGCAUGAAAAUAGGAGAAGUGGAUGGUAAAAAGAUUGGCUGCACUGUUAGCCUGUUGAACUUUUAUAAGACUGAACUGAAUAAGGAGGAGAUGUAUAUUCGCUAUAUCCAUAAGCUAUACGACCUGCAUCUGAAGGCACAAAACUUCACAGAGGCUGCCUACACACUGCUGCUGUACGAUGAGCUAUUAGAAUGGUCUGACCGACCACUGAGAGAAUUUCUAAACUAUCCCAUGCAAACAGAGUGGCAGCGCAAAGAGUAUCUUCACCUUACAAUCAUCCAGAACUUUGACCGGGGAAAGUGUUGGGAGAAUGGCAUCAUCUUGUGCAGGAAGAUUGCAGAGCAGUACGAGAGCUAUUAUGACUACAGAAAUCUCAGCAAGAUGAGGAUGAUGGAAGCUUCUUUGUAUGAUAAAAUCAUGGAUCAACAACGUUUGGAGCCAGAGUUUUUCAGAGUUGGAUUUUACGGGAAAAAGUUCCCAUUUUUCUUGAGAAAUAAGGAGUUUGUUUGCCGAGGACAUGACUAUGAGAGAUUGGAGGCUUUUCAACAGCGAAUGUUGAAUGAGUUCCCACAUGCCAUUGCUAUGCAACAUGCCAAUCAGCCAGAUGAGACAAUCUUUCAGGCAGAAGCACAGUAUCUGCAGAUCUAUGCAGUGACACCAAUUCCUGAAAGCCAGGAGGUCCUGCAGAGAGAGGGUAUCCCAGAUAACAUCAAGAGUUUUUAUAAAGUGAAUCACAUCUGGAGAUUCCGAUAUGACAGGCCAUUCCACAAAGGGACCAAAGACAAGGAGAAUGAAUUCAAGAGUCUGUGGGUGGAAAGAACAACAUUGAUCUUAGUGCAGAGUUUGCCUGGGAUAUCCCGCUGGUUUGAAGUGGAAAAACGUGAAGUAGUGGAAAUGAGUCCCCUUGAGAAUGCUAUUGAAGUGCUGGAAAAUAAGAACCAGCAGCUGAGAACUCUGAUUAGUCAGUGUCAGACCCGACAGAUGCAGAAUAUAAACCCACUCACAAUGUGUCUGAAUGGGGUCAUAGAUGCAGCAGUUAAUGGUGGCGUUGCUAGGUACCAAGAGGCAUUCUUUGUGAAGGAAUAUAUCUUGAACCACCCAGAGGAUGGGGAGAAGAUCACACGCUUGAGAGAGCUGAUGCUUGAGCAGGCCCAGAUUCUAGAAUUCGGAUUAGCUGUACAUGAGAAGUUUGUGCCUCAGGAUAUGAGACCUUUACACAAAAAGCUAGUAGAUCAGUUCUUUGUGAUGAAGUCAAGUUUGGGAAUACAGGAAUUCUCUGCAUGUGUGCAAGCUAGUCCUGUUCACUUCCCAAAUGGAAGCCCUCGUGUAUGUAGAAAUUCAGCGCCUGCUUCUAUGAGCCCAGAUGGCGCCAGGGUAAUUCCUAGACGCAGUCCAUUAAGUUACCCAGCUGUAAACAGAUAUUCAUCCUCAUCAUUGUCAUCACAAGCGUCUGCUGAAGUCAGCAAUAUCACUGGGCAAUCAGAAAGCUCCGACGAAGUUUUCAACAUGCAGCCAAGUCCAUCUACCUCAAGCUUGAGUUCUACUCAUUCCGCUUCACCGAAUGUGACCAGCUCUGCCCCAUCCAGUGCCAGAGCUUCUCCUUUGUUGUCUGACAAACAUAAACAUUCCAGAGAAAAUUCUUGCCUGUCCCCAAGAGAGAGACCAUGCAGUGCCAUCUACCCGAUUCCUGCAGAACCUUCACAGAGAAUGCUGUUUAAUCAUAUUGGAGAUGGUGCUUUGCCCCGAAGUGAUCCUAACCUGUCUGGCCCUGAGAAAGCUGUAAACACCACCCCCAGCAGCUGGAGUCUGGACAGUGGAAAAGAAGCCAGGAACAUGUCAGAAAGUGGAAAGCUUAUGUCUCCCCCUGUGCCACCAAGACCCACACAAACUGCUUCACCAGCAAGGCAUGUAGCUUCAGUUUCCCCUUCUCCUGCUGGCAGAUCUCCAAUGAAGGGAUCCAUGCAAUCAUUUACCCCAUCUCCAGUGGAAUGUCAUUCCUCGGGGCUCAUAUCCAACUCCCCAGUCUUGUCAGGAAGUUACAGCAGUGGAAUCUCUUCACUUAGCCGAUGUAGCACAUCAGAAACUUCUGGCUUUGAAAGUCAAGGGAGUGAACAAACUAUUCCAAACUACAGUGUUUCUGAGGAGCCGAUGAGAAAAGAAAGUAAAACUCCACCACCUUACAGCGUUUAUGAACGAACUUUGAGACGGCCUGUUCCGCUACCUCACAGCCUCUCCAUCCCUGUCACUUCAGAUCCACCAGCACUGCCACCCAAACCCCUGCUGGCGCGGCCAAACAAUCUGGAAAACAGUAGCCGGAGGACUGAACAGGUUCCUCGGCCCAGGCCUCUUCCUCGGAAAGUGUCUCAGUUAUAAGAAGUCACUUUUAUAUUUACUUGCAAUGAAUUCUUUACCGUUUACGAAAUAAUAUUUAAAAAAAAGUAAAAUACAUUUAGUGUGGGCACUUUAAUAUUUUACCCAAUUUUUCUUUUAAAUGAUUUUUAAAAUGCUUAUU
Messenger RNA from Chelonoidis abingdonii (Abingdon island giant tortoise), 6132 nucleotides. It is a transcript of the gene DOCK4, whose product is annotated as dedicator of cytokinesis 4. The record is from RefSeq and is a predicted model, not a curated record. Gene Ontology annotation, biological process: small GTPase-mediated signal transduction; cell chemotaxis. NCBI's taxonomy places the organism in Eukaryota, Metazoa, Chordata, Testudines, Testudinidae. Gene Ontology annotation, cellular component: cytoplasm; plasma membrane. Gene Ontology annotation, molecular function: guanyl-nucleotide exchange factor activity; GTPase activator activity; small GTPase binding.